GCGCAAAAGGUGCCAGAAAUGAAGAGGACCCAGUUGCGGAGGAGGCGAGCACCAUAGGGAGCACCGUUGAAAGGAUCACGGAUGUGCAGAUUAAAUAAGUGGCAAAACCAUUCUCAGUUGUCAAAAAUGGCCAAAAACACAUCCCUAUAUUUCCGUAUUAUAGAGGGCAGGAGCCUUCCAGUCAAAGACGUCUCUGGGACCAGUGACCCAUACUGCAUUGUAAAAGUUGACAAUGAAGUUGUGGCCAGGACAGCCACAGUGUGGAAGAACCUCAACCCUUUCUGGGGAGAAGAAUACACACUGCACCUCCCGACGGGGUUCCACUCGCUCGCCUUCUAUGUCAUGGAUGAGGACACCAUUGGCCAUGAUGACAUCAUUGGAAAGAUAUCGCUGAGCAAAGACACCAUCGGGGCCAAGGUUAAAGGGCUGGAUAACUGGCUGAAUCUGACCCGGGUGGACCCGGAUGAGGAGGUGCAGGGGGAGAUCCACUUUGGUCUGGAGCUUCUCAGAGAUGCCAAAGGUAUAGGACUACGAUGCCAUUUCAUAGAGGCCAGAGACUUGGCACCAAGAGACAUUUCUGGAACCUCUGAUCCCUUUGCCAGAAUCCUCUUCAAUAACCACAGUGCAGAGACUUCGAUCAUUAAAAAGACUCGUUACCCACACUGGGGUGAGACCCUGGAGUUGGAGCUUGAGACAGAGGAGCUGUCUGAGGGAGGGACUGUGACAGUGGAGGUCUGGGACUGGGACAUGGUGGGCAAAAAUGACUUCCUGGGAAAGGUGGAAAUCCCUUUUGCUUGCCUGCAUAAGACACCUCUGGUACAGGGUUGGUUUCGUCUGCUGCCCCUGGGAAACAAUGAGGAUGAUGCUGGAGGUAAGCUGGGUGCGCUGCGACUGAAGGUACGUCUGGUGGAGGACCAUAUUCUUCCCUCCAUGUACUACCAGCCUCUCAUUGACCUGCUGGUGCAGUCAGUCAUCUCUCCUGCUGAGGUGGAGGACGGCAGCCCCCUGACCAUGCUGGAGGAGGUGACCACAGUGGAGAGCCGGCAGGACGUGGCCAUGACCCUGGUCAAGAUCUACCUGGGGCGGGGCCUGGUGGUGCCCUUUCUGGACUACCUCAACACCCGCGAGGUCAACCACACCUUGGAUCCAAACACCCUGUUCCGGUCCAACUCUCUAGCUUCUAAGGCCAUGGAACAGUUCAUGAAGGCUGUGGGGAUGCUGUACCUUCAUGAGGUCCUGAAGCCCAUCAUUAACCGCAUCUUUGAGGAGAAGAAGUACAUUGAGUUGGACCCGUGUAAAAUUGACCUGAACAGAACCAGGCGUAUCUCAUUUAAAGGUGCGGUGUCUGAGGCUGAGGUGAGGGAGAGCAGUGUGGAGAUGCUGCAGGGCUAUCUGUCUAACAUUGUGGAGUCCAUCAUUGGGUCAGUUACCCAGUGUCCACCUGUCAUGAGGGUGGCCUUCAAACAGCUGCACAAGAGGGUGGAGGAGCAGUUCCCUGAGCCAGAGAAUGAGGAUGUGAAGUAUCUGGCCAUCAGUGGGUUUUUCUUCCUGCGUUUCCUUGCCCCUGCUAUCCUCACACCCAAGCUCUUUCACCUGAGGGACCAGCAUGCAGAUACACGCACCAGCAGGACACUGUUACUACUGGCCAAGGCAGUGCAGAGUGUGGGGAACCUGGGUUUGCAGCUGGGCCACGGUAAGGAGCUGUGGAUGGAGCCCUUGCAUCCCAUCAUCCUUUAUAGCGUGGCCUCUGUUAAAGACUUCCUGGACAAGCUCAUCGACAUUGAUAGCGUGUCAGAGGUGCCCCAGAGGGCUGUGUUCCUGCCCUCAGUGACAGUGAAGGAGGGCUAUCUCCAGAAGCACAAGGCCGAAAGCCCCCAGCUCCUGUCCCGCUUUUCCUUCAAGAAGCGAUACUUCUGGCUGAGCAGUGAGACACUGUCCUACGCCAAGACCCCGGAUCCCUGGCAGGUGCGCUCCUCCAUCCCCAUCCAGUGUGUGUGUGCUGUGGAGAGAGUGGAUGAGAAUGCCUUCCAACAGCAGCAUGUGUUGCAGGUCGUCACCCAGGACAACGAUGGACAGAUGCACACCAUCUAUACCCAGUGCAAGAAUGUGAAUGAGUUGAACCAGUGGCUGUCAGCCAUCAGGAAGGCCAGUAUCUACAACAGGCGCAUGCUGCCCUCCUUCCACCCAGGGGCGUACCGAAGUGGCAAGUGGACCUGCUGCCUACAGGCUGACCGCGCAACUUCAGGUUGCAGUUGCACUCACUCUGCAGUGACUCUGGGCGACUGGAGUGACCCAUUAGAUCCAGAUGCAGAGACCCAGACCAUCUACAAACAGCUUCUUCAGGGAAGAGACAAGCUCAGGAAACAGUAUGUGGAGGUGGAGGCUGAGAUGACCACAGAGGAAGAGAAUAGAGUGAACUCUGGGCGGCUCCCUGAUGGAGCAGACUGCAGCGUGGAGCUCCAGAAGCACAGGCAGGCUGCAGCGGUUCGGCUACUUGGAGUGGUUCUGGAUCUGGAGCAGGCCCAUGCCACCUUCCAGCGGCAGGAAAGAGUGGAGGCUGGUAGCCUCAUCCUGACCCCCUAGAUUGGGCCUUCCCUGGGGCCUGAGCCCGGGUCUGAAGGGGAGAGCAGAGUCCUGUAUCAGACUCAAUGGAGUAUUAAAACUAAGCGACCACAGAAGGAAGGCAGCCUCUCCCUGCUCCCUGUCAUGUUGUCUGUUACAUGUGAUGUCUAGAGGAAGUCUCUUCUCAUCCAGAUUACUUCGUCAUAAACCAGAAUGAAGAGGAUACCCAUUCUGUAACAUCCUUUUCCUGGGAUGUUUGAUAUCACACACACACUGGUUUUCAGCUGUGGCGGAGAAGUUAUCUAGUGAAAUAACUGAUUGCCACAGGUCUUGCAUUCAGAUGAACUGCCACAUAAACUUCUGCUACUCUCCCAAAGCUUGGGUUCUUAUCGAUUGAGCAGGACACAAACUGUUAUGUGGAACUGAGCUGAAGCAGGGGCACGCAUGUAGUGUGUCAUUCCGUGGUACUGCAUUAUUGUAUCAAGGAAUGCAGUGCAUGCCCUGCAUCCAGCGUCUGUGAAAUGUGAAGAAUUUUGUUUAUAUUCAAAUCAUUAUAUGGGUCGUUCCAGCAAUUCGGUGCCUUUUAAGAAGUGUAACUUGGUAAAAAAAUAUUUUAAAAAUAUUUGGAUUUCACCUCAUUUUAGCAUUCUGUCAUAAAGAGCACACGUUUUCCCAUCUCAAGAGGUUCAAUUAAUACAAUUACUAUAGUAAGUACCUUUCAAAUUUCAAAUAAAGUAACAGGGUUGACCACAACAGGGUUGACCACAACAGGGUUGACCACAACAGGGUUGCGAAUUUCAUCUUAAAAUCAGCCAUAAAUCCCCUUUUGACAGGGGGAAUGAAACAGGGAGUGGCAAUUGAAUGCAGGCUUCCCAUUUGUAUGAAUUUGUUGUUACAACAUUUCUAGCCUGUCUAUGGGUAACACUAAUAAAUAAUAAUCUUCAGAAAUGACUUUUUCAGAGCAACAAUAACUAGGGCUUUACAAUGAUGGUGAAUAUGUGGAGAAAUGUUGGGGUUAAGUGGGUAAAAAACUUCCUCGAAGUCACAGAGGGUAGGGACGGAGGGACCUACCUAGAAGUCACAGAGGGUAGGCACGGAGGGACCUCCCUAGAAGUCACAGAGGGUAGGCACGGAGGGACCUCCCUAGAAGUCACAGAGGGUAGGGACGGAGGGACCUCCCUAGAAGUCACAGAGGGUAGGGACGGAGGGACCUCCCUAGAAGUCACAGAGGGUAGGGACGGAGGGACCUCCCUAGAAGUCACAGAGGGUAGGGACGGAGGGACCUCCCUAGAAGUCACAGAGGGUAGGGACGGAGGGACCUCCCUAGAAGUCACAGAGGGUAGGGACGGAGGGACCUCCCUAGAAGUCACAGAGGGUAGGGACGGAGGGACCUCCCUAGAAGUCACAGAGGGUAGGCACGGAGGGACCUCCCUAGAAGUCACAGAGGGUAGGGACGGAGGGACCUCCCUAGAAGUCACAGAGGGUAGGGAUG
This is a messenger RNA of Oncorhynchus keta (chum salmon), 4054 nucleotides long. Its product is annotated as rasGAP-activating-like protein 1. Gene Ontology annotation, molecular function: GTPase activator activity. Gene Ontology annotation, biological process: intracellular signal transduction; cellular response to calcium ion; negative regulation of Ras protein signal transduction. The transcript is spliced from 21 exons. The record is from RefSeq and is a predicted model, not a curated record. Bases 82 to 2583 code for a protein of 833 amino acids. NCBI's taxonomy places the organism in Eukaryota, Metazoa, Chordata, Actinopteri, Salmoniformes, Salmonidae.